Molecule: messenger RNA, 3156 nt
Organism: Knipowitschia caucasica
Lineage: Eukaryota; Metazoa; Chordata; Actinopteri; Gobiiformes; Gobiidae
Source: the annotation of a GenBank genome assembly
AUGGAGUUCUUUGGUUUUACUGAAAUGCAUUACUCUGUGUUGGUCUUCGGUCUUCUCACAUUCACAGGAGUUCAGGGAGGUGAUGUGUGUGUGUCGGGACACGACAGCGGGCCUGUGUUUGAGGAACAGCCCAGCGGUGUCAUUUACCCAGAGGGGCUUACAGAAGGAAAAGUGACCCUGAGCUGCAGAGCUCGAGCCAACCCGGCUGCAUCGUACAGAUGGCUGGUGAACGGAACAGAAGUGCCACUGGGGUUGGACACUCGUUACGGUCUCGUGGCUGGAAGUCUGGUGAUCAGCGGACCUGAGCCGAGCCAGGACACCGGCUCAUACCAGUGUCUCGCCAUCAACCGCUGCGGCACCAUCCUCAGUCAGGCUGCCAACCUCAAAUUUGGCUACCUUCACGACUUCUCCCCGGACAUCAGGAGUCCGCAGACGGCUUAUGAAGGUGUGGGGACGUUUAUGCCCUGCCAGCCCCCUCCUCAUUACCCGGCACUUUCCUAUCGCUGGUUCAUCAACGAUUUUCCAAAUUUCAUCAAAAAGGACAAUCAGCGGUGGUUUGUGUCCCAGGUCACAGGAAACUUGUACGUGGCCAAGGCAGAACCGAACGAUACUGGCAACUACUUCUGCUUCACCACGGUCAACAUGGAUGCCAGCACCAAGAGCACAUUCAGCAAAGCCAACCCGCUCACCGUGGUGGCAGACGCGAAUGCUCGAAAGUCUUCUCCAAACAUCGUGGUGCGGUUUCCGGCCGACACUUAUGCUCUGGCCGGACACACGGCACAGCUGGAGUGUUUCGCAUACGGAAAUCCAGUGCCAAAGAUCAGGUGGAGGAAAAUGGACGGUCUGGUGCCUUCCAAAGCCGGCUCCAGUGUGGACGGACCGGCUCUGGUUCUUCCAGAUCUGUCGUUUGAUGACGAGGGGCAGUAUGAAUGUGAGGCCUACAACACCGAAGGCAGUGACUCGUAUCAAGGAAGGAUUAAUGUACAAGCUCAGCCUCAGUGGCUGCAGGUGAUGAGUGACUCUGAGGUGGAGAUCAGCUCAGAACUGCACUGGAGUUGUGUUGCUUCGGGAAAACCACGGCCCACAGUCCGCUGGCUCCGCAACGGACUGCCUCUAACCACACAACCGCAGGAUCGACUGGAGGUAAACGGACAUCAGCUCAAAAUCAGUAACCUGGCUUUGGAAGAUUCCGGCAUGUACCAGUGUGUGGCAGAGAACAAGCACGGCACCAUCUACUCCACCGCGGAGCUCAGGGUCCAGGUCCAAGUUCCAGACUUUAGAUCAAACCCGGUGAAAAAGCUGAUCCCAGCCGCCAGAGGGGGCGAGGUGAUGAUCGAGUGUCGACCUCGAGCGGCACCGAAACCCAGUCUCUUCUGGAGCCGCGGGACUGAGCUGCUCAUCAACAGCAGCAGAGUCACAGUAACUCCGGAUGGUUUACUACGGAUUUACAACAUCAGUCGAGCAGAUGAAGGAAAAUACACGUGCUUUGCUGAAAACUACCUUGGAAAAGCCAACAGCACCGGUCACCUUUCUGUCAGAGAUGCCACAAAGAUCACCCUGGCACCGUCUAACGCCGACAUAAACCAAGGUGAGAAUGUGACCAUGCAGUGCCAUGCUUCCCACGACCCCACAAUGGACCUGACCUUUACAUGGGCCCUCAAUGGGGUCCCACUGGAUCUGGAGCACCCAUCUGGACCGUACUUCCGAAUAGAAGGGAAAGAGACCAUCGGUGAUUUGUUGAUCGUAAGCACCCAGCUCAAUCAGGCGGGAGUGUAUACCUGCACGGCACAGACCGUGGUGGACAGUGCUUCAUCUUCGGCUAAACUAGUGGUGCGAGGCCCCCCUGGACCUCCUGGUGGGCUACUCGUGAGAAACGUGGCAGAGACUUCGGUUGAGCUGAGAUGGAGCCGAGGGUACGACAACCACAGCCCCAUCGGGAAAUACGUAAUCAUGGGUGGCUCCUCCCUCAGCGCCGAGUGGAAGAGGAUGAGGACAGAUCCAGUGAACAUUGAGGGGAAUGCAGAGGUGGCCCAGGUCAUUGGACUAAUACCAUGGAUGGAUUAUCAAUUCCAGGUCAUUGCCAGCAACAUUCUGGGCAGCGGAGAGCCCAGUUUGCCCUCAAAGACAGUCCGCACCAUGCAAGCAGCUCCCACGGUGGCGCCCAGUGGUCUUGGAGGAGGAGGCGGGGAUCGUGGUGAGCUGAUAAUUACCUGGACGCGCAUGGCACGAGAAUAUCAAAACGGCAACGGUUUUGGGUACGUGUUGGCUGUGAAGGAGAAGGAUUCACCGUCACCGUGGAAUCUGGUGCGGGUUCCUGACGUGGAGUCGUCUCGAUACGUCUACGUCAACAGCAGCCAGGAGCCGUACAGUCCCUUCGACGUCAAGAUCAAGGCCUUCAACCAGCGAGGGGAGGGGCCCUUCAGUCAGAUCGCAGUGGUGUACUCUGCAGAGGAGGCUCCGACCGUGGGUCCUCAGAGCAUUAAUGCCACUGCACUCACAGCUUUCGAGGUCCUGGUUUCAUGGGAUCCUGUGCAGCCGCUCAGUGCAAAUGGAAUCCUCCGAGGAUACGAGAUCCGGUACUGGAGGCAGCACGAGCGGGAGGCAGCCGCAGACCGAGUGCGGAUCGUGGGACAACAGUCUUUCGCCAGAGUCCCCGGUCUCAGGCCCAGCACCCGGUACCAUGUGGCUGUUCUGGCGUACAACAGCGCCGGGACCGGACCCCUGUCUCCUCGAACCACCGUCACCACCAGGAAACCACCUCCCAAUCGUCCUCCUGCAAAUGUUUCCUGGAAAACCCAAAGCUCGUCUCUGUCGCUGAGGUGGGACCCGGUCGUCGCUUUCCACAACGAGUCUGCAGUGUUGGGAUACAAAGUUUUGCUCAAGCACGACGGUCAAACCACGCUGAAGGUUCUGGAUAAAACCAAGACCUCGGCGAGCCUUCCACUGGACAAAGACUACGGCUACGUGGUUCUGGAGAUCCGCUCGUGGGGAGAAGGCGGCGAUGGCCCGGCGCAUGACAUCAUCGUGUCUCAAGAAUCAGGCACUGGAAUGAUGGUUCAGAGCGGCGCCCACUCUGCGUUGCCACCCAAGUGUGGUUUUUAUGACCCAGACGAGAGGGAGAUUUAUCACAGAGAGGCCCAAAGCAGCUUAUCUUGA